This is a messenger RNA of Eruca vesicaria subsp. sativa (arugula), 633 nucleotides long. Lineage: Eukaryota; Viridiplantae; Streptophyta; Magnoliopsida; Brassicales; Brassicaceae. The record is from the annotation of a GenBank genome assembly.
AUGGCGACAGCUUUAGUUUCCAGACUCACCAAAGGACGUUCAUUGCUUGGAGGUCUUACGAAUGCUUUCUCUGGUUUGAUGAGUUCAUCCACUGGAAUGAUGAGUGGAAGCACCAUCUCUCAGCAGCAGCAGCAGCAGCAACAAAGGACGUUCAUUCAAAUGGGAACAAGACUCAAAGUAGUGGAUAACUCGGGUGCAAAGGAGGUGGUGUGCAUUCAAUCUCUAAGGGGAAAGAAAGGAGCAAGACUUGGAGAUAUCAUCAUUGGUUCAGUUAAAGAAGGCUUACCAGUAGUUAAAGUGAAGAAAGCGAAUGAGAAAGAUGGCUAUGUACCAGCUGUACCAAUAGGUAAAAAGUUUGACUGGAAAAGUGUUAUACCAAAAGGUAAAGUGCACAAAGGGAAUGUCGUGUACGGUGUUGUUGUACGUGCUAAGAUGCAGAAAGGUCGUGUUGAUGGAAGUCAAGUGUGUUUUGAUGACAACGCCAUCGUUAUUUUGGGAAUUAAGAAACGCACGGAAAAGUAUAAAGGUGGGUUUCACCAACCGAUUGGUACUCGUGUGUUUGGUCCUGUCCCCCACGAGCUGCGCCAUAGGAAACAGCUCAAGAUCCUUGCUUUGGCUGAGGACCUUGUUUGA